AUGGGCUCCAGCGCCAGACCAGGGGCUGGCAUGCCAUCACUGGGCGGUCAAUCUCUGCCACCCGUCCACGCCAACCCUGGGUAUCCUCCGUACAAUACCUUCGGCCGUGAGCCGUUGCCGUCCGCCGAAUCCGUCAGCAGCACCCCCGGACCCUCCCACACGCAUCUGGGAGGGCCUUCCGGGGUAGGGUCACAGAAAAGGGCAUACCGUCAACGUCGAAAGGAUCCCAGUUGCGAUGCUUGCCGUGAGCGCAAGGUCAAGUGCGACGCAACGGAGACAACUAGCUGUUCCGAAUGCUCAAGCCGGAACGUGAAAUGCCAGUUCACCAAGGAGACCAACCGGCGAAUGUCUUCCAUCAAGCAGGUGCAAGACCUCGAAAAACAGAUGAGCCAGGUGAAGCAAGAGAACAGUACCCUGCGCCGGAAGCUGGAGCUUGAGGGCCGGGAUGGGUCAGUCGACAUGGAGAUGGAGGUAGACGAGGGCCCACUGCAGCUACCGCUCACUGGGGCCGAACCCAAGAAGAUUGACCGGCCUCAUCCGAUGCCUGAACUUGCCCGGGCAAGGGGCAACAUGCGCAACGUCUCCAAGGGUGUGUACAAGCUUCCAGCUUUGUACAGGCCGAUGGGCGGCAGCAGCUUUGAUCCCUCAAGACCUGAACUACCCAACCGCCACACUGCCGAGCAGCUACUGCACUCAUACUACCGCCUGGCGCAUCCCAUGUAUCCUAUACUGCACUGGCCGACUUUCCAGCUCGCAGUCGACGAACUCUACAGCGGGCAAUUUGCACAGGCACCGCCCAGCGUCCUGUCUCUCUUCUUUGCUGUGCUGGCAGUCGGCAGCCUCUUCACCACCGAAGCUCCGAGCAGCAGCGCCUUCUAUCGACCGGCCGACCUGCUCGAAACCUCUCGACGCCUCAUUGAUCCGUGGAACAACGAUUUCGACCUCGAUACCGCACGAACCAUGGCUCUCACCACCAUUUGCCUGAACGAGAUGAACCUCAAGUCAGCGGCAUGGGUGGCUCUGGGACAGGCCGUGCGCAUCGGCCAGGAUCUUGGCCUUUACGCUGAGGCAGGGUCGUGGCCGGUGAUGGAGGGCGAGAUGAGGCGGCGUGUGUGGUGGGUUAUCUACAUCCUCGAUCGAAUACUGGCUUCUGAGCUAGGGCACCCGACACUGAUCCGCGAUGAGGACUGCGACGUUGCGCUGCCCGCUGGUGUUGACGACCAGUUCAUCCAGGCCAAUGGGAUGCAGGUGCCCCCUGGAUCUCAGCCCCUCACCCAUUCUUUACUGGCAGUGAUACACGUGGUGAGGUGCUACUCCCCAUUGCUCCAGGCCUUGGCGGCGCGGAUGAUCUCGCACCAGCGAACUCAGUUGUUUGAGAGCCACUUCCGGCAGUGUCUGGAAUACUCUUUCCCGCAGCAAUGCCAUCCAAGAAGUCCUUUGCCCCUGGCCCCCCAUUUCCUAGGACCUCUGGCGCACUUGUUACACGCGAGGAUGCUCUUGAACCGGCACAACCUUAGCCCCCGCUGUCGCAUGGACACUCGGCUCAACGCCGUCGAAGGCUGCACCAUGGUGGCGUUGGACACGGUCGCCCUGAUCCAACGUUCCAGCGCCGCGCUCGACGAGGGCGCCACGGCCCUGCUGGCUACUCACAUCUUCAGGUGCACGCUCUUCUUGCUGCUGACGGGAUACUUUGAGCAAGCCAUGACGAGUAUACGCGCCCUCGCGAGCAUCAGCACUCGGCGCGACGUCGCUGUGCCUUGCGGACGCUACCUCUCUUUUUUCGUGUCCGUGCUUGGCUCGAAGCGAGUGGAACACGCCGAUUACAUUCGCAACAUGCGACCCCCGCCGAGUGCGAGGUCUAUCCAAGACCAGCAAGCUGUCCUUUUGCAAUCGCUGGCCUCGGAUGAGGAGUUGUUGUCCUAUGUCUCGGCGGAUUUGCAGGCCUGCAUCGAUCGCGCGUGGCUGUGGGCGGGCCUCGAGCAUGAAGUUGCGCCCGAGCAACGUCAGCCACCCCCGAACCCUUCGACCCCGAUUCCGAACAGCCUGUACAGCUCAGAAGCUCGGUCCGGCCUGACCGUGGAUGAAACACGAGAAUGGGGCGGCUGGGCCCGCCUCGAAAGCGCCGUGCGAACCCUCGCGACGGAAGGCACACUGGUCGUUGGACCGGCCAUGCCAGGCUCGACACCACCCACCGGUGCCUGGUCGAAACUGCCUCCGCCUCAGAUCAAGAGCGAGCCUCCGCAAGCAACGUCGGGCAUUGAUAUACCCCGUCUGUCCGACGCACCACGGUACGCCACCGACGCGGCACGCACGGCGAGGGAAGGCAGUGGUACGGGCAGCCCAGCGGGCGGCGACGGGCGGCGGAGCACGAACCGCCUGAGCAUUGCGAACAUAAUUUGA
Emericellopsis cladophorae is the source of this 2400-nucleotide messenger RNA. Its product is annotated as putative transcriptional regulatory protein-like protein. Gene Ontology annotation, molecular function: DNA-binding transcription factor activity, RNA polymerase II-specific; DNA binding; zinc ion binding. The record is from RefSeq and is a predicted model, not a curated record. The transcript has a single exon. Gene Ontology annotation, biological process: DNA-templated transcription; regulation of DNA-templated transcription. Lineage: Eukaryota; Fungi; Ascomycota; Sordariomycetes; Hypocreales; Bionectriaceae. Gene Ontology annotation, cellular component: nucleus. Bases 1 to 2400 code for a protein of 799 amino acids.